UUACAGACAAAAAAGCAUUCUCCUGGGCAUAUUAAACGUCCUAUGAAUGCGUUUAUGGUUUGGAGUCAAAUGGAAAGGAGAAAAAUCUGUGAAAAAACCCCUGAUCUACAUAAUGCAGAAAUUUCUAAGGAACUUGGCAGACGUUGGCAGCUUUUAGGAAAUGAGGAAAAGCAGCCAUACAUUAAUGAAGCGGAAAAACUACGCAAGCUUCACAUGAUAGAAUAUCCAGAUUAUAAAUACCGACCACAAAAGAAACAUUCGAAAUCAUUAAGUGUUUCAAAACCAAAGCUUGACUCCAACAGUGAUAAAAGCAAUCAAUAUGAUAAUAAAAAUUUAAAGGCGUAUUCUACUUGUUCGGUUAAACAGACUAUCUCAAAACAUGGUCGAAAAAAUAAAAGAGGAUAUAAAGAUGCUAACCGCACUGAGUUUGAAAAACAUAAAAAAGUUUUCAUUGAAACUUUCGACAACACCUGUACAGAGCAGGAUAUAAAAACCGAAGCAAUACAAGUAGUUCCUUCAACAAAAUUUUCGUAUACCUCAAAUCCAACUAUUAAUUUAGAUGCAAAUUCUUCAUCAUUCAAUAUUACUGAUAAAAAUUGCAAUAUAUUUUCAAAACUGAUUACUAUAACCCAAAAUAAUGAUUUUAAUGAUGAACAUAAUAUACCUGAAUUAUUGCGUGUCCCUUCCAGUGAUACUAAUUUAUUACAUCUAGAUGAUGUUUUAAAAUAUGUGACUACCGAAAACUGCUUUGAUCAGUCCAAAAUGAAAGAUAUUAAAUCUGAACUUCCACUGCCAGAUACAAAUAAUGUAGAUAAUCUAUCCUUUGCCAACACCUCAAUAGAAACAAAUCAAUUUGUAAAUGACGAAAAUAUUACUAAUUUUGAUAAUAAUGAAAAUAUUGUUAAUGAUGCCAAUUUACAUGCUGCAAGCCAGUUAUCCUAUGAUAUGGAACUGCAAUAUCCUGAUAAUUUUACAAAGUUUACUUCAUUUGGUAAUUCAAUAACGGAACAUCAAUUACAAAAUCAUACAGCAAAACUUAAUGCUGAAGAGAAUUUACAUAAUUCCGAAAUUGAAACAAAUGAUGAAUGUUUAACUGCUCUGUACUGUGACAAUGAAUGUCAAAAUGACAUAUUAUUUGAUAACCAAAACACUGUGGAACAACCUACCGUAACUAUGAAUAUAGAAAUACAUAAUGGAUUACAAUAUCGUAGUUCCGGAAACGUAGCAUUCCAUAACGACGACAUUUACUCAGUUUCAAUUCCUUGUGCGGAUGAUAGCAAUUGCAGCAUUUUAAACUCCACACAUUCGACGCAUACCACAUAUUGCGGUGAUUUCGCAAACGCAGCAAUUGAAACAAAUAUUGGAGAUGCUUCCACUUAUACAACACCAAUCAAUGUGAUUUUAGAACCUCAAAAUGAUCUCAAUUGUACGAUCUAUGACACAAAUGGUGCUCUUUUAGCUCUGAGCUACGACGACUUUCAGCCAGAAUUAAGUAGUAGUCAUUUAGAAUUUAAUAACAGAUAUGAGUUUCCAAGUUUAUAAGAGAAUCAAUAUAAUAUAAUUAUAGUUAAGAUUUUAUAUUUUAUAUAACGAAAAACUUAAAA
Teleopsis dalmanni is the source of this 1604-nucleotide messenger RNA. Its product is annotated as putative transcription factor SOX-14. The annotation marks the transcript as partial. The record is from RefSeq and is a predicted model, not a curated record. Gene Ontology annotation, molecular function: DNA-binding transcription factor activity, RNA polymerase II-specific; RNA polymerase II cis-regulatory region sequence-specific DNA binding. Lineage: Eukaryota; Metazoa; Arthropoda; Insecta; Diptera; Diopsidae. The transcript has a single exon. Gene Ontology annotation, biological process: positive regulation of transcription by RNA polymerase II; anatomical structure morphogenesis; cell differentiation.